This is a messenger RNA of Athalia rosae (coleseed sawfly), 4710 nucleotides long. RefSeq names its product mediator of DNA damage checkpoint protein 1 (gene mu2). The coding region runs from base 573 to 4565 and encodes 1330 amino acids. Gene Ontology annotation, molecular function: protein binding. The transcript has 7 exons. Gene Ontology annotation, biological process: positive regulation of transcription initiation by RNA polymerase II. The record is from RefSeq and is a predicted model, not a curated record. NCBI's taxonomy places the organism in Eukaryota, Metazoa, Arthropoda, Insecta, Hymenoptera, Athaliidae. Gene Ontology annotation, cellular component: nucleus.
ACGUGUGUGGCUCUACGCGCAACUGACGUUUGCAGGAUACCCCCCAGAUCAGGGAAAAUUGAGAGAAUUCAUUUAUAAUCUCUCAUCGAGAUUAAUUGUAGCGUCAAAGUGCAGCGUCGCGGCCUGAAAAGUUGAGUUUUAUAGCAAAUAAAUAAUAGUAAAUGCCACUGUGGUCAGAAUGUAUUAUUCAUUACUCAUCUCUGUACGACACAUAGCUUCGUUUUUAAAAUUCAAAAUAAUACCACGUGACUACAUUUAACGCUAAAAAUCUGCGUCAAGCGUCAGCAUUAAAUUGCACCUGAAGUAUAUUUUUUGAUUUACGUAUCCGUACCGACAUAAUUCGAAUAGAUUAACGACUUAUAAUGCAUCAUCCUAGUCAACGAUUAGAUUGUUCAGAUUUUUGUCACCAUCAAGAUCGGUCCAAAUAAUAUUUCAACUUCUGCUCGCACCCAGAAUUAGAAGGCGCAUGUCCUAUCUGCUUGGUUAGAAAAAGUUCAAGUUCAAAGGAAGUUCAAAAGUGAUAAAACCGUCGAUAUUUUUUUGAGUACUUCGUUUCUUCUCGACUAACAAGGAUGGAAUACCCAGCUACUCAAAUGUUUGUCAACGAUGACGAGAACGAGGAGAGUGAGGAAGAGAACGAUACGAGGUCACUUUCACACUCUGAAAACAACAAGAUUGGAGAACUCAUCAUUGAUUCAGUCAGUCACCCUGUUCAUCGAGGUGUCAACAAAGUUGGUCGAAUCGACACCUGCAGUAUUCUCAUUGAUCAUAAUACUAUAUCAAAGGAGCAUGCGGAAAUUGAGGCAGGUACAGGGUUGAAAUCGAUUUUCAUCUGUGACCUGGGAUCACUGAACAAAACCAGACUCAACGACGCAGUUUUGCGCCCACGUAGAUUGUAUCAACUGCAAGAUGGAGAUGCACUCAGGUUUGGUUCCGUCCAUGCGGUUUUCAAAUCGGAGGAAAAAAAAGAAGAAAACACCAACGAACUCGAAUGCUCUUCGGUCUGUGACAAUUUUGUUGUUCCAGAAACUCCUGCAGCAGAAAGAAUCGUUCAAAGUACGAUUAUUCCUGCCACUCCAGAUCCCUCGUUCUAUAAAUCAGCAUCUGACACGAGCGAUUCUAUAAUCGCAAGUACACAGGAGGCAGUAGGUCGCAGCAACAAGUCUCCACAAUUUUUUUCACCCAAGAAAUCAACUCGUAAACCGGAUCAGAUUCCCAUGGAUUUGGAUGAGAGUGGCCAACAGGAUAUCUCAGGUUUGGAAACACAGACGAAUUUUUCCAUGGAAGAAUCCGAUGAAGAUAAUAUAUUCGAAAUGAUAACACAGCAAAGUAACAUCAACGAAGACGAAACGCAAAAGUUUGACGUGAUCUAUAACAGCGCAGUUAGGAACACGACCUUGGAACCACAGCCAGACUCCAUCAAUGAUAUGGAAACUCAGAAGUUGACCGUUGAAAGCACUGCAACUCUGGUUCAACCCUCUACCACAAACGAUAUCAAGUCUAAGAUUACCUCCUUUGAAAAAGUUACUGCAGUUGGAUGCAAUCCGGUAAACUCUGUUCAUCACCAGGAAACGCAAAAAUUUAAACCUACAAUCGCUCAGGAUGACGAUGACUCUGAAACAGACGAGGAAGGGAUGUUUGAUGACAGCGGGGGUGGAAUAGCCAAUAUGUUUGACGCACCGACGCAGCUCCUUGAGGUGCCCAGGAAGGCAAGCAAGGUGAGCAAAGUGAUUGAGGAAUCUGAUGACGAUGAAGAGCGUCAGGAGGCAGAAGUCAGUACGAAAACUCUGGGGCAAAGUGUCGAGGAAUCGGUUUUACCUCAGCCAAAAGGGGCCUGCAUAGAGGGCCAGGGUGCGGUUUUAACAGCGCCGCUUAAUGACAGUAUAGAGAGUAAGUUAAACAACAUGUUCGAUGAUGUAAAUGAAAGCUACGAUGAAGAACCGACGCAAAUGUUGACGCAGCACCUCGAGAGGAUUCUAGAUAAUACUCAAAUAGAGAAGAAGGAAGCGGGAAUCGAGGAGACCGCGGAAGGAGGUAAAGAAUCAGAAAAUGACGAUUCAGGACGCGACACGCCAGAAUUUGUAAUGCCACGCAUACUCAGUAGCCAGGAACUGUUCGCGGAUCUGCCGGCGGUCCAUAUACUAGGAACUUCAUCCGCGAGAGAAAAAAGAGAAGGGGUUAAUUCUCCCCCCUCUUUCCCGGUAUCAAAAAAAUUCAAUACUACGCCUAAAUCGAAGAGGACGAGGAAGUUUGCAUCCGGUAACCCCGAGGAUUUGGUUCAGAAUCAGCUCAAGCCAAUAGCCGAAGAGGAUGAACCGUUGACGCCGGUUAAACGUGCGAAGAUUGUUAAGGAGCAAAUAAAGUCAAGGAGAGUGGAGAAAAAAGCGCGGAAAAUCGUCAAGGGAGAAAUCCCAUUGAGUGAGUCAGAAAUGAGAGUUGAAGAAAUUCCGAACGGUACAGAGUCCAAUCAAGAUACUCUGAGAGUAACUGAGAAAGCGGGGCAAAGUGCACGAGGAAUUAGUGAGGAGCAAACGGCAUCCGGUAAACGGAAGACGAGGACCGAAAAAAUUCCAGGCAGUACAAAGGUCAGUCAAAAUACUUCAAGGGUCACGAAGAAAGAAAAACCAAAAACAUUAAAAGCUGGCGAUGGCGAGCCCGCAACAGUUAAAGGCAAUAACAAGACGACGUCAAAAGUCACCGACGAAGAGCAGCUGGUAUCCGUCGAUCAGAAUAGAGUUCAGAAAAGAUUGCCACCAAAGAAACGUGGCGUUCCGACGAUACCGAAGUCUCUACCGACCACGAUUGCGACAAAUUUAACACUGGUCGCAACAGCAGCAACAGUUGCGGUGGCUCUGCCGACACAAGGUAUAACGACGACACGCGUAUCUACCCAAUCGAAAUUACAAAACGAGGUGGUCAGUUCGUCUCCAACGAAUCGUCGAUCGCCUUCGCGAGCCAUGAUAAUAACGGACAGCUCAGAACCUGAGUCACCAACGCCGAGUUUAUCAUGUAACGGAAACGGAUCCGAAUCACGCUCGAAGAAAAGCCCCAGACUCGACACGAUUCGCGCUUCUUCCCGUCGCAAAAGCCAAACCAAUACCAAACCGACAUCUAUAGCCACAAGCACUCCGCGUAGAUCGCGAAAAAUACCUUUGGAAUUUCUUCCCGCUGAUAGCGACGGAGGCCUGGCUGUAUCGCCUGCAAAAAAAGCGAGGUCUUCAGUUCCCGAUGCAGUCCCAACUACCGAAACCUCUCCAAAAUCAGCCAAAGUUCCUUCCCCGCCAAACGCGUCCAUACCCCUCCUGCCGAAAGGGAGAAGGACGAGAUCCAAAAAAACGUCAUCAAGGAAUACCCCCGACCGGUUGAACCUUAUUGCUGCGAUGGAGGCGAAUGCGAAAUCAGAUUCGCCGGUUCAAUCGAGCCUGGAAUCUCAAGAAAUUCAGGCAAUUUUUAACAGAGUAGAGAAACCCUCUAACAUACAGAAAGAGGUGGGGAUUUGCCGAAGUGACAUAGCUGGAAAUGACCGUGGUGAGGAGACAAAUGACCCUAUAAUGCCCUCGAGAAAUUUCACAGGGUUUGCAAAGCCCGCCGACAAACCAGAGAAAAGAAAACGCGGUCGACCACGUCGGGCCGACGUAAUUGCGGACGAUGAUCGUGAGGAAAAAAUUUCCUCUGUUGAUAAUAAAAAAUCUGAUGACAAAACCGAGGCAAAAACUCCGCGGGGCAAGAGAGCCGUUAAAGUAUCGCCGAAGAAUAUUUCGCCAGUUCGCGACAAGAGAAGUCCGUCUACUCGGAAUGCGGAAAAAGAAAAUAUUGUCGAAAAAGCUACGCCUGCGAAGAGGGCAAAGAGAAAUGUGAACCGGGUAAAACGACAGGAAGAGGAAGAGGUUCAACCUUCUUCGCUAACCUCGCCGCUGCGAAGAGGAAGAAGUUCCAUAUCCACCCAAAUCGCGUCAUCGGUUAAAACAACGAAGCAUAAAGUUCUUUUCACUGGUGUAAACGACGCCCGACUGAUCGCCAUCGUUCAGAGUUUAGGUGGUACGGUAACGGAAAAACCAACCGACUGCACGGUCUUGGUAACGGACAAAGUACGCAGGACUUACAAAUUCCUAUGCGCGAUGGCCAUGGCCGUUCCAAUCGUACCGGUCGGUUGGCUAACGGAGAGCGAGAGCAUCGGCCACUUCCUGGACACCGCGGAUCACGUUCUUCAAGACCCCGUUGAGGAGGCCAAGUUCAAAUUCAACCUUCGCAGGAGUCUGGAAAACGCCGCGAACCACAAACUAUUGGAGGGAUACACGGUGGUUUUAACGCCGAACACUUCGCCUCCGCCGAAUGCCGAAAUGAAGGGCAUGAUUCAGGCGUGUGGAGGGAGGGCGUUGGCCCGUCCACCGCCAAAUUGGCCAGAACAAUCGUUGAUCAUUUCCAGGCAAGAGGACAUAAAAAAUGCGAAAAAAUUUUUAUCCAAAGCCCCGUCUUCCGUACACGUACUUUCCGUCGAAUUUAUUCUAACAGGAAUAUUGAGGCACGAACUCAACUUUGAGGAGCAUAAAUUAAAUGUAAUUUAGUUGUACGUUUUUUGUCAGUUAAAUUUUUGUUUGUUUUUUUUUCUUUUCUAUUUUUUACGUCGUUGUCUCUACUGGGUAGUAGAAAAAAAUCAUGUAUGUCUACGAUGCGUUAUAAAUUUUGUACUAAUCAUGUACCGCGAUUAAA